AUGGGUGGGGCCAUGCUCAAUAAAUCUUUAAUCCAAUUUUCUGUUGAUGGCCAGGGCUGUGUUCCCUCCCUGUUGUUUGACUUGAGGCCAAACUAUGGUGGAGGUAAUGAAGAUAAUGGCGACUUCCUUCAAAAGGUCCCACCCGCUGCAUUGCCGCAUUCCAUGCCCUGGACACUGCAGCAGGCCACCAUUCACCCAUGCCUCCGCAGAAGACUCCUAGACACUCACAGAGAAGUCUGGGUCAGGCUCUUGUCAGGUCACUGCUCCUUUCUCCUGGGUCCUAGUGCGCACCAGGUUCUAUGUGCCCUCUAA
This is a messenger RNA of Rangifer tarandus platyrhynchus (Svalbard reindeer), 312 nucleotides long. The record is from the annotation of a GenBank genome assembly. Lineage: Eukaryota; Metazoa; Chordata; Mammalia; Artiodactyla; Cervidae.